Messenger RNA from Rhincodon typus (whale shark), 3207 nucleotides. RefSeq names its product DEP domain-containing mTOR-interacting protein-like. The coding region runs from base 134 to 1051 and encodes 305 amino acids. NCBI's taxonomy places the organism in Eukaryota, Metazoa, Chordata, Chondrichthyes, Orectolobiformes, Rhincodontidae. The record is from RefSeq and is a predicted model, not a curated record. The transcript has 7 exons. Gene Ontology annotation, biological process: intracellular signal transduction.
UGAGCAACCGGUUCAGCAGUCUGUGAGAUUGACCGAAGGAAGCCAGGAUUCCAGGGUUCUGGCCAGAACCAGCAGGUGCAGACAGCACGGAGUUUAGGCAGACGGCCAACUUGAAAGGAGAUUUCGUUCAAACAUGGAAAGUCUUCAGAAUAGCGUGAAAAAGAAAGCGACUGAAAGGCAUUACAAGGCUGAAGUACUAAUUACAGGCGAGCAAUUAAGGCUUUUAAGCUCAGAGGAUGCAAUCAUGAAAUUACAAGAAGAAAAUGGAUUGAAGUACCAGCGUGCAGUAUUGGGCUGUGAAAUCAUUGACUGGCUAAUAAAGGAAGGGGAAGCUUCAUCGAGGAAGGAAGCAGUGGAGCUGUGCCGUAGAGAACUUGAACAUGGAAUCAUUCAGCAUGGAAACAUCUCCUUCACAUCUAUCCUGUCAAGACUGCUUAACACCUUGCAUGUUUCAAUCAAGGCACACCUAUCUCUUCGAAACUCUAGUGGAUACAAGCUUAGCUUGUCCAACCUUUCCCCAUUAGAUAACAGACACAUUCCAGUCUCCAAUCGUCACCAUUUCUUUGACAGCAACUUAUUAUAUCAGUUCCGCUUAAACUUUCGUCGGAGGCGACGACUGACUGAGCUGUUGAGCGAAGAUUCAGGGACAGCACAGGAAUCUCAUGACAGCCCAUUCUGUCUGCGAAAGCUGAAUCCUGAACAAGACGGCUCAAGUUUUCUUUCAGUGCAAACAAACAAAGAGAUAAAGGUGGUGUCAGCUGUGCGCCGCAGCAGCAUUACCUCUGCUGUAACAGGAAGUGCAACCUUUUACAAUACAGCUCCCAGCCUUGCCUGCUUGCCUUCAGUGGAGUGUAACCCUAAAUCAGUAAUAUCUCUUCAUGAGACCUUGAAACAAGCUGGUAUCACAGCUAACUUAUUCUUUAAUGUCAGACAGUUUGUUGUCUCUGUGAACAGCAGGCAUGUCAUGCAUUUGGACUACAAAACAGUCAGCAACAUAAUCAUGACUGGACCCCGCACUCUAGUGAUGGAAGUUAUGGAAGCAAUUGAAUGAGAAGAUGUGUUCAAUUGAUUGAAAAACUGGUUGAUUUUCACAACUGUUCUCAGAAAGCAAAUGGUUUCAAAUACUUUAAGCUAGAAAUCAUUAUUCAUGUAAAUAUAGGUACACAAAUCUGGUUUGCAAAGAAUCAGAUAAAUCAAAUGGAAUUUUUCAAAAAUGCAGAUUUUUCCCUUGGUUGCAGCUCCUGAAAAAGAGUAAGCAUGUGGAAUAAAGAGGAAAUGUUUCGGUCUGAUACCAGAGGACAGAGUCAGCAAGAGUUGUGCACACACAAGACCUGAGUCCAUUGCAGCACUUUAAGAUGUGCCUCCUCUUGGUCCUUCCUAUCCUCUGGACACAAACAACUUGUUCUCCUGCUGAGAACAUUCUGAUUAUAAUGAACUCGGUUUUCAGGGAAGAAAUAUCACCUGUUUCUCUGUUUUGAUGAAGCCUGUGUGAGGGAGUUAAUUGGUGAUCCAAAAUCCUGCAUAGUCCAGCACGUCGUUGGUUAAGAGGGUGCUGUAUUUGGGAUAAUGUACCUAUAAUAGACAAAGGCUUCACUGUUUGCAUGAUAUUUCUCAUUUGUUCUAAAUGUCAUACGAUUGUGUGAAGUAUUUGUCAACACAAACGGUAAUUUCUAAGCUAAUAUCAACUUGCUGAGAAACUUUACAGACAUUUGAUCUGUUUUUAUUGUAUAUUUAUAAUUUUUUUAUACCUUGAACAAGGGUGUAGGUUAUACUGACAUCUUUUGUUCACAGGAUUUACCAACAUUUUCAAGUGAUGAGGAAUUAGAGUUGCAGUUCUUACAGAUCCAAUUAAACCUUUUUGUAUAACUUUAUACUGUUUUAAAAGCCUAUCCUGUAAUCUCUAUUGGAAUGUGACACUUACAAGAAAUAAAAUGACCUCCCACUGAAAGAAGGCUGGAGCCAGGCCAGAUCGGAAGCACCAAGGUCACGAUUCCCUACUAAAAUGAAAAGCUGGCUCUUGUCCAAGUUUCCAUGUCACCGUUGAAAACAAUCCAUGCUUAUCUGACUAUGGAACCAGCAGAAGUGGGUUUAAACUAGUUUCUUCCAAAACCACCAGUGCUUUACCCUCCCUCCACAGAGCACUCACUCUGUACUACAUUAGGAUUUCCAUUGCCCUUCUUAACUACCCUGUAAAAGGAAUAGCAAUGGUUAUAAAGGUGUCUCUCUAUUUUUCUAGAUGUAGGACUACUAGUCAAAGGCAUCUUGUAUGUUUUCUUUUAUAAAAUGUUCUCUUCACUGAUACAAAAUUCUGCUCCAGGAGGGUCACAUCCCAAUUCAUUCAUGAGAAAGAAACUCAAGCUGUCACCAAAGACAUUGCACACAAUACAAGUGCUCUCAGGCAAAAUUUAUUCAGCAAUUUUAAAGUGCCAUUGUAAAGAAAAACUGAUUCAUGGUAAGUGCAAAGAUAUCUUCAUUUAUAUUUUAGAAUUAGGCAAUAAUGUAAGUAAACAUUUCCUCUUUAAUGAGUGAGAUAAGUGCCAAAUUAUGACAGACGUUGUGCUAUUUUCUGUAUUAAAUUGCCAAACACCUAAAACCUUUAACAACUUUUGGAGAAAAGAGAUAUUCAACCUGUAAAGCCAAGCUAUAUUCACUCUAGAUUAUAAAAGGGAAAAUGUAAAGGGAAAUAUUGCAAUCAAGACUAUGCCAGUAAUAAAUGCAGAAAAUGCUGGAAACAUUACAGCAGGUCAGGCAGCAUCUAUGGAGAGAAAGGCAGUUGACAUUUCCAGACUCCCCAUCUCCUACAUCCUCACCACCGAGAAUAACUGCGAGGAGCUCAUGGAUUUCUUUGCCACUAAGAUCAAAACCAUCCAAUCAGCUGCAAGUGCUGCCUUACCUCCCUUUUACCAGCUCAUUGGGUCAGACUUCCUGAGGUUCACCACUGACCUAGUUCUGAAUUUCCAACCUUCUCUACUUUUUCUUACAUCUCCCUUCAUAUCCUCUGGAACCUUAUCCAUUAGAUACAUUGCCUGCUUCCUUGACCCUAUUUCCACCAAACUGUGGAACACCUAACUUCCCUUUCUGGUCCUCUCAUUAGUCAUUUUGGGGUGCAGCUUCAUUGUUCUUUGAAAGUGGAGUUGCAGGUAGACAGGGUAGUAAUGAAGAUGUUUCGUAUAGUUGCCUUUAUUGAUCAGUGCAUUGAGUGUAGGA